This is a messenger RNA of Anopheles funestus (African malaria mosquito), 2258 nucleotides long. Its product is annotated as sodium-coupled monocarboxylate transporter 1-like. NCBI's taxonomy places the organism in Eukaryota, Metazoa, Arthropoda, Insecta, Diptera, Culicidae. Gene Ontology annotation, cellular component: membrane. The coding region runs from base 340 to 2076 and encodes 578 amino acids. The record is from RefSeq and is a predicted model, not a curated record. The transcript is spliced from 6 exons. Gene Ontology annotation, molecular function: symporter activity. Gene Ontology annotation, biological process: sodium ion transport; transmembrane transport.
CGAAAUAUUUCAUUUCGAAAUGUUUCAAGAAUAUUAAAAUAAGCGAUCGCUGCGCUAAUUCAGGGAAACACAGACCAUUGCAGUGCGUAGUUAUCAUUAUCUGUAUGAAUUUUUGGUCAGUGUUUCAUAGUUAGCUCUUAUCACUGCUAAGAACAUUUUGGUUAUUAAACAGGCACACUGGGAAACUGGUCCAUCGGGUGUUAUCAGGUUGCAUGGGAACGGUCCUAGCUAGAUCGGUCAAUUCAUCAACUGUUCCUCAUUCUGGUGUAGUUAUGGCAAAUCGUUGGUUGUUGAAAAGUGGCAUUGGGGAAGAUUAUCCGUAAUAAAAAGCACUCCAUAAUGCAGUACAACAUAUCCGACAAAACAAUCGACUCGAUCGGUCGAUCGUUGCAACACUUCGAUUGGACUGACUAUGUUGUGUUCGUGUUGAUGUUGGCGAGCUGCAUCAUGAUAGGAAUCUUCUUCGGCUACAGAAAUCAUCUGAAACGCAGACGCCGUGGACAAGCGUCCGGAAAUGAAACGGAAGCUCAGGAUUAUUUAGUCGGGGGCAGAAAGAUGCAAAUAUUCCCAGUUGCUGUUUCUUUGGUGGCCAGUUGGGUGUCGGGUGUUCCUAUGCUGGGAACUGUCACUGAGGUCUACGUGUACGGUACACAAUUCUGUUACAUCGUGUUUUCAAUGAUUCUGGCGGGUGUUCUAAUGCAUUAUCUUUUCUUACCGGUGUUCCACGAACUCCAAAUAACGUCCACAUAUGAGUAUCUCCAACGUCGCUUCGACUCAAGGAUGAGACUUUUUGGAUCCAUUUUAUUUACGUUGGCUUGCUUGCUGUGGAUGCCCAUCGUGAUCUACGUUCCCGCUUUAGCGUUCAACCAAGUAACUGGACUGAAUGUUCACAUCAUUACACCGAUCGUUUGCAUAAUUUGCAUGUUCUACACCAGCAUUGGUGGUCUGAAAGCAGUCGUUUGGACGGAUGUAAUUCAGUCGGGAGUGACGUUGUUAGCUUUGCUGGCAGUGUUGAUCAAAGGCGCGUAUGAUGUAGGAGGUCCAACAGAAGUUCUAAAACGAAAUGUGGUCGGCGAACGGCUAGAAGCGCCGAAUUUCGAUCCCAAUCCAACUUUACGCCAUUCUUUCUGGAUCAUGUUACUUGGAGCGCCGGUGUGGGUAUGCGAAGGAAUAGCUUGCAGUCAGGAUAUGGUUCAACGGUUCUUGUCUCUACCUACACUUAAAGAUGCUCGCAAAGCUUUGAGCUACUUUGUAGUUGGAUGGAUUAGUAUAAAUGUGAUAUUCUUCAUGAUCGGCAUGCUCGUGUACGCUACCUACUAUCAUUGUGAUCCUCUGACUACAGAGUUGGCAAAAGCAAAGGAUCAACUGUUACCACUUUUCGUGAUGGAAACGUUCGCAGCAUACCCGGGCAUGACUGGAGUAUUUGUGGCUGGUAUCUUUAGUGCGGCUCUUAGUUCACUGUCUUCGGCAUUGAACGCACUCUCCGCCAUCACCCUAGAAGACUUUUGCAAACCUUACUGCAAGAAGCCGCUUACAGAGAAGCAGAUUGGCUACAUCAUGCGAGGUUCGGUGUUGGUAUACGGAGCUUUGUCAGUAUUGUUAUCUUUGCUAGUAGAACAUCUGGGGACAGUGAUGCAAUUAGCAAUGACAUUAAGCUCUGGUUCUGCGGCGCCACUACUGGGAAUGUUCGUAAUGGGAAUUUUGAUGCCUUGGGUUAACGGAACUGGAGCUCUAUAUGGAGGCGUUACAGGACUGGCCACAAUGUUCUAUAUGUGUUAUAAGGCGCAAUACUCGAUCGCUUCGGGAAGCAGAACUUUCGACAUGAAGCCUGUAUCGGUGGAAGAGUGCCCAUAUUACACAAACGUAUCUGGUACAAAUCAGCCGCAAGAACUGGACGAAAUGGAUAAAUCAAUCUAUCAUAUCUCGUACAUGUAUUUCACACUUUUCGGAAUGAGUGUGACUUGUUUGGCUGGAACUGUAAUAAGUUUAUUUUCAAAACAAGGUGACCGAGGCCGUCGAGCCCCAAUAGAUCCGAAACUAUUAGCACCGUGCGUUAGAAAGUUCUUGUCCAAUUGAACAUCGUUAACAUUCUAAUAAGUACCGACGAAUAGCAAACAACCUGAGUAUAGUUAGACUAUCUCCCAAUGAUCGAAAUAAAUGGACAAUAGAAAAUAUUUAUGAACUGAGAAAUUUAUUCAAGACGAGAAAUACUUGUGAAAAAACACACUAACCCAUAUUACAUCAGUCAUUCGGAAAAA